AUUAAUUGCUCUGCUUAGAAUCUAAAAUCGAAAUCCAUUACAGGCAUACUGCAGCAUAAUAGAUGUAUUACGCGGAUUGUACACGUGCGUACUUAUAAUUAUUAUGGCGUAUUGUUGAAGUGUUUUUGAAAUGCAUACAAUGUGUGAUCACAAAAUGGUUAACUAUACGUAAUAAGCUCUUAUGUAAGCUAUAUAAACAAUUAUAACGAAGGCCUAUGAACCCAUUAUGUAACGAUAAUUAUGGUAGCAGGAUAACUCAAUCCUGUCAGACUUUCGUGCGCAACUAUUGCCUUGAAAAAGAUAUUAGAUUACUUGGACGGUUUUGCUAUAAGCUUUACCCCUGCUGUAGGUUUUCGCCAUAUAUGCGACUACAUUACAUAUUUAACUGCUAAAUCGAGCAAACCUUUAUGAGUUCUAUUAAUCAGUAGACAGCACGUCGUUUAGUUCACAUACUGUUCUUUAUAAAAAAAAUAAAUCAAAAGUCCACGGCGAAUAUUGUAUAUUUGUAUAGGUACAGAAUAGUUUAGAAAAUUACAUAGGUAUACGUCGAUUACGUCGUCUAUACCUGCCAAUCGUUUUUCAUAGAAGACAGAAGUGAGCGCUUAUUUAUCGAAAAAUGAGUUGUAUGAACGGUAAAGAUAGAGUCAAUGAUCAACAAAAUAACAGAAGGUGUAAACCGAAUGUUACAGCGGCCAACGGUUAUGCAGAUUAUCUACAACUUGACAAACUUUUAGAUUCUCAGACAAUGUUAAGUAAGCAAAACGGUAGGGUUUCGUACGACGAGCAUCUCUUCAUAGUUACUCAUCAAGCUUACGAGUUGUGGUUCAAGCAGAUUUUAUUCGAAAUGGAUAUUGUUUGUAAAUUAUUAUCUGCUAACCUUUGGAAUAACGAGCAGGAAAUGUUCAACAUCUUAAAGCGUUUAGGUAGGAUUUCAUCUAUUAUCAAGUUACUACUAGAACAUUUCGGAGUUUUGGAAACCAUGACUCCUUACGAUUUUGCGGAAUUUCGUGAUUAUCUAAAACCAGCAUCAGGGUUCCAAAGCCUCCAAUUCCGUAUGAUUGAAAAUAAAUUAGGAUUAAAAAAGUCUGAUUUAUCUUGCCUGGAGAAACGCCGUAAGAUUAUGGACUCUGUGUUUAAAUGUGACCAGCACAAACGCUUAGUCGAACAGGGGAAUCGAACGUUUUCUCAUAUGGCGUUAAAGGGCGCCAUAAUAGUAUAUGCAUAUAGGCAUGAGAAAGGGUAUGCAUUGGCCAACAGAAUACUAGAAUCAUUGGUGGACAUCGACACACUUUUAUCAAAGUGGAGAUACAGUCAUUUCGUUAUGGUGCACAAGAUGAUUGGAUCGUAUAGUUCCGGCACCGGUGGUACUACUGGUUCAGAAUAUCUAAGAUCUACAUUAUGUGAUUCAUACCGAAUAUUCAUUGACUUGGUCAAUCUACCAUCACUAAUAAUACCUGCAAUAUACGUUCCAUCAUUAAUAAAAUCACAGAGUUAAUAGUAUUUUUGGAUUAAAAAUAUAUUGUUUAUUAAUUUGUGAAUUAUAAUAAUUGUAUUUUGGAUUUGAAAAAUUUUAUAUAAAAUUAGCUAGAUUUUUUUAGUCACUGUAAUACCUAGCUAAAUUGUUUGUUAAUCAUUUAAAAAUUAAAUUAUAAGAUACCUAAUAUUGUUUAAAAAUAUAAUUAAUUGAA
Molecule: messenger RNA, 1688 nt
Organism: Myzus persicae (green peach aphid)
Lineage: Eukaryota; Metazoa; Arthropoda; Insecta; Hemiptera; Aphididae
Gene: vermilion
Product: tryptophan 2,3-dioxygenase
Exons: 8
Coding region: 617-1495 (292 amino acids)
Molecular function (GO): heme binding; L-tryptophan 2,3-dioxygenase activity; metal ion binding
Source: RefSeq, a predicted model, not a curated record